Messenger RNA from Clarias gariepinus (North African catfish), 2168 nucleotides. RefSeq names its product CMRF35-like molecule 1. The record is from RefSeq and is a predicted model, not a curated record. Lineage: Eukaryota; Metazoa; Chordata; Actinopteri; Siluriformes; Clariidae. Bases 121 to 1149 code for a protein of 342 amino acids. The transcript has 7 exons.
UGAGGCCAGGGUUCGUGUUCGAUUCCUGCCUAAGUGUCUGUGUGCAUGGAGUUUGCAUGUUCUCCCCGUGCUUGGUUGGUUUCCUCGAGGAACUUCAAGUUUCACUCCUGAUCGGUGGAGAUGAAGAAAAGUUUUGGCACCGCUUUCAUCCUGCUAACCAUGUCGGUCCUGGGUGUUGUGCUGAAUGUUGCUGUUAAUGAAGAAGGCAAAGAAGGCAGUGCUGCAGUCAUCUAUUGUCCUUAUAAUGCAACAUACACAAAUUAUCCCAAAUAUUUCUGUAAGGGACCUAAGAAGGAAUGUAAGACUCUUAUGAAAACAGAUGAUCGGAGAAGUUGGGUGUUUAAAGGGAGACUGUCUCUGCAUGACAACACUGAGGAAAACAAGUUUGUGGUGUCUUUCAACAACCUGACCCAAGAGGACGAGGGGGAAUACGGCUGUGGAGUCAAUGUAUCAGGACCAGACCUCUUUAUUGUAGUCAAACUGACUGUGAUCAAGGAAAGACCGAUUCCAGCUGUGACAAGCAGGCCAGGAAGUGGAACAGACAGCACAGGAAAUUCUACUCAGCCCACGGUGUCUCGGUCACUUGAUGGUAGAGAGCAAAACAUAAAAGGAAAAAAUGUAUUUCUGUAUAUCGGAGGGGGUUUCUGUGCAAUGCUGCUGGUGGUAUCAGUUAUUUCCAUUGUCUUCAAAUGUAGAACUAAAGGAAUUGUGGCCAGUUCAAUAAAGGACAUAAAGAAUGCCCACAUAUAUGAAGAGAUACAGCUCAACCAUCCUGCAGAAAAGCAAGCCUCAGAUACCCCAGACAUAAUGCACAAUCCUAAUCCUGAUCCAGCAUUCCACACUAUAUACGCUACAGCAACCAAUCAGAACCAAGAAAUACACCUGAGUAACACUUUGCCAACAAGUCUUCUGCCAUGUAGUAAGAGAUUGAACAGUGAGCACACUGAGGACAUCCAAAAACCAAAAUACUGCCAUGUAGAAAUUGCAGACGCUGAAGAUUUCAAUUAUUCAAUUGGAUGCAAUGAAACAUAUUCGGCUGUUCAAGCAGUCUCUAAUAGUCCUGUCUACGAACUACUCAUUGCUCCUCAAACUGGCAGCACUUCUGGAUACUUAUACAGUAUGCUGUGCAACAAACUUCGGCACACAUAAAAAAACCAUGAACAUGAUCCAUUUUUAUUGUUGGCAGUGUAGGGAGAUGUGCAUGAUUCCUCCAUGACCAACUACUUGUACACCUUGUUCAGACUGCAGGCAAAUUUAAAUGUUUUACAACGCUGAUCUUUUGGACCAGCCGUCACACUGUUAUUUGAAAGUGAUCAGUUCAGAUUUGGCUUGGCCCAGACUGGCAGACAGAUAACAACAAGACAGCUAAGAAUGGAGAUACUAUUACAUCCCUCCAGGGUGCUACCAGAUAUUUCACUUUGUGCUCUGUCCAGGCACUUGGUCUCCAUUUCAUCUCUAGUUCUUCUAUCAUCCCCCUGCUGGUUUUUCCACCAAGGAUCCAUGUUCAUACCAUGUGAUCAUGUGGAUUUAAGUAAGAUAAUAGACAGUUUUAAAUCUGAUUUGAGUGGAUCAUCCAGACUGAGACACAUCUUUAAGAAGCUCAUUUGAAUCUGAUUUUACCACCUCUAUACGUUGGUUUAAAUACCGGCUUCUUUUUACUAAUCAGGCUACUGAUCACUUUACGGUUCAGAUUCCAAAUGAUUCCAAUCUGGAUAUGAUGCUAAUUGGAUUUAGGCUGGCAGUCUGACCAAGUUCUGGACAAUCUAUCUUUUAUAGACUUUCGCAUCAUGGAUAUUUUAAAAUGAAAUGAAGUACUCACCAUUGAUGGACAAAGGAUACAAAUCCUGUACCUGAGUGGAAGCAAGUAUCACUUACACUUUAUUUAGAAUGCAAAUUAAGUAACUUGAUGUUGAGUUUUUAGGGACCUAUCUAAGAGUAGACCAGAACAAGAGUUUAGGGGUUUAGAAGAGCAUGUUAAAGUUUAAAUUUAAAUGCAUCAAAGACAGCAUACAGUGUUUCCUUAAAGUAGAGGAUAAAUUAUUCAGCAAAGCGAUUGUAUGUACCCGAUCAUUUCAAAUGUUUUAUUUAUCAUUCUCUUCAUUUAGUUUAAAAUUAAUGUAAUGAAAGUAGAAUAGCUUGUAUUGCUCUCAUGUUUGCCUAAUUAUUGU